AUGUGUCUGGCGACCAUAAGCCUAUGUACUGGUGGUAGGACGCAGCAACCCUACCUUUUCUCAGGAUCAUCGGAGGGUACUUUGAGAGCAUGGGAAAUACGCUGUGAGAAGGAGAUCGGAUAUUUAAGAGAAGAUACAAGUGGCGUAACAAGUGUGGUAUGGACGGGGGAUGGUAGGAUGAUGGUAGCUGCAGGGUCAUCGAAGGGCAAAGUGAGAGCAUGGGAGGGAGACAGCGGGAAGGAGAUCGGAUGCUUCGAGGGACAUACGGGAGUUCUUACGAUCGUGUCUUGGACGAGGGAUGGAAAGAUGAUCGCAGCUGGAUCAUCGGACGGCUCUGUGAGGGUGUGGGAGACAAGCAGCGGGAAGGAGUUGAGAUGCUUUCAAGAUGUUAAGAGACGAUUCUCACACCUCGCUUGGUCCAAGGAUGGUAGUAUGCUUGCGUCCAAGUUAUCAAACGGCACCGCAAGGGUAUGGGAGAUCAGCAGCGGUGAGGAGAUGAGAUAUUCUGCAAAGAAUUCUGUGAUUGUUACAAGCGUGUCAUGGUCGGAGGACAGCAGGUUCAUCGCCGCAGGGUCAAAAGAUUGGACAGUGAGAGUGUGGGAGGUAAGAAGCAGCGAGCAGGUGCAAUGCUUCAAGGGUCACGGGGAGCAAGCGACCUGUGUGGUGUGGUCGCGAGACGGAAGUAUGCUCGCGUCAGGGUCAGAGGACAUGACGGCGAGGGUGUGGGAGAUGAGCAGCGGGAGGAGGGUGAGCUGCUGUACGGGACACAAAGGACGGGUGACAUGCGUUGCCUGGUCGGAGAACGGGAGAUUUCUUGCUUCAGGCUCGUCUGACUGCACGGUGAGGGUAUGGGAGGCGAGGAGCGGCAAGGAGAUCAGAUGCUUCCGAGGACACACUGACUGUAUCACGAGUGUGGUGUGGUCGGAGGACGGGAGCAUGCUUGUGUCGGGGUCAGAUGACACCACUGUGUUGGUGUGGGGAAACUUUUGA
Messenger RNA from Guillardia theta CCMP2712, 990 nucleotides. RefSeq lists its product as hypothetical. Lineage: Eukaryota; Cryptophyceae; Pyrenomonadales; Geminigeraceae. The record is from RefSeq and is a predicted model, not a curated record. Bases 1 to 990 code for a protein of 329 amino acids. Gene Ontology annotation, molecular function: protein binding. The transcript has a single exon.